Molecule: messenger RNA, 1577 nt
Organism: Drosophila hydei
Lineage: Eukaryota; Metazoa; Arthropoda; Insecta; Diptera; Drosophilidae
Gene: Ser7
Product: serine protease easter
Exons: 2
Coding region: 1-987 (328 amino acids)
Biological process (GO): proteolysis
Molecular function (GO): serine-type endopeptidase activity
Source: RefSeq, a predicted model, not a curated record
AUGACGUCAUAUGCGCUGCUGUCGCUGACAGUUCUACUGAUGGUUGCCCAGCUAAAAGCCCAACUGAUUGCAGGCUUUGGGAAUAGUGGGCCCAGCACACCUGAUGAGUUGCCCCAGCAUCCGUAUUGCGGCACCUCGUUUUCGUUCAAGGUGUACGGAGGUCACGUGACGAACCUUUUGGAGUUUCCCUGGACCACAUUGCUGGAGUACACAGUGGUCGGCAGUGGCCAGAAGCAGCACAAGUGCGGCGCCUCGUUUAUCGCACAGCGCUGGCUGCUGACAGCAGCCCAUUGCGUGCACAAGGACUUUGUGGGCGCGAAUCGAAGACUGACCGGUGCCCGGCUGGGCGAUUGGAAUAAGACAAGCAAUCCGGACUGCGUAACCGCGUGGAAUGGCAAGCGGGAGUGUGCGCCGCCCCACAUACAGGCCAGCAUUGAUCUGCAGCUGAUGCAUCCGCAGUUCGACGUGGCCAACUUGACCCACGACAUUGCACUGCUGCGUCUCGCGCAGCCCGUCGACUGGAGCCAGCUGAUGCACGUGGAGCCGGUUUGCCUGCCGCCAGCACGUGGAGCCAGCGCCGAUCAGCUGGUGGGCAGCGCCGCGGACGUCUCCGGCUGGGGCCUGACCGAGCACAAUAACCAGCCGAGCGAGGUGAAGCGCAAGGCCGUGCUCUACGUGCAGCCACAGGAGCCGUGCCGCGCGUCCUUAAGCAAACACAACUACACACUUACCGAUGGCCAGCUGUGUGCCUCCGGCGGCAUCAACGUCGACUCCUGUGCCGGCGACUCGGGCGGUCCGCUUACCGUCGAGGCAUACACGCCCCAGAGGGACCGCUUCGUCUAUGUGGCCGGCAUUGUGUCCUAUGGCAAAAGGAUCUGCGGAGAGUCCGACUUUCCGGGCGUCUACACCAGAGUCAGCAGCUACGUCGACUGGAUCGAGCAGACCAUUGAAAGUAAUCGCAAUGCCUCAGCAAAGGCCAGCUCCUAGCUCAUCGAAUAUAUUGUUAUUGGCUUGGCCUAAUACUCAGGUAUAUUCAAAGAGCUGAAAGUAUGGUUUGUGAACGAGUAUUGCACAGUCUGGCAUACCCGACUGUUGUAUUUAUACAUAUUUUCUGCAGCUUAUAGAUUGUAUAGAGCUAAGAUCGAACCGACAAUCCACAAUUUUUUUUUUUACUGUCUUAAGUUCUCAAUAUUUGUGUAUACUAGCCGAAUGUGAUACACUUGAAUAUACCCUGCACUAGCAGCAGCAGCUAGUAUAUACCAUAUAUACAUAUCUAGAUGUUAUUUCGAUUAUUUGAGUAGGUAAAUGUGAAGUCGACAUUUGGCCCUUCCAUAGCCAAUUUCAAUGAGCUGAGUGAAAAUUAUGUCACCAACACGAAAAACGAACAAACAGAACCAAAAUGCGACAAAAACUGGACAUGUUUCGAUUUCUGCGCAUUGCCGUUUGUCACGAUUGAUAGAUCUAGAGAUUGCGUUGAACACACACGACAGAGUGUAAUUAACAGGAGUGUGACGUCAUAAGUUCGAUUUACGGUUUAUUAAAAUAUUCUCAUAGCGGCCCCAUCGCAGCUGCGAAUC